This is a messenger RNA of Trachemys scripta elegans, 460 nucleotides long. RefSeq names its product ubiquitin C (gene UBC). The transcript is spliced from 2 exons. Gene Ontology annotation, biological process: modification-dependent protein catabolic process; protein ubiquitination. The record is from RefSeq and is a predicted model, not a curated record. Lineage: Eukaryota; Metazoa; Chordata; Testudines; Emydidae. Gene Ontology annotation, molecular function: ubiquitin protein ligase binding; protein tag activity. Gene Ontology annotation, cellular component: cytoplasm; nucleus. Bases 157 to 390 code for a protein of 77 amino acids.
GCGCCCUAUAUGCAGUGAGACGAGAUAGUCCCCGGCGGAGGGAUCUCAGCUAGGGGCGGGAGAGCCUAUAUAAGGGUCGCGCCAGCGGUGUGACGCACUUAGAUCCGCUUGACUCUACGUGACCGUUUGUCUGUCUGGAGCGCCGUCCUUGCGAAAAUGCAGAUCUUUGUGAAAACCUUGACGGGCAAAACCAUCACCCUAGAAGUAGAGCCCAGCGACACCAUUGAGAAUGUCAAGGCCAAAAUCCAGGACAAAGAAGGCAUUCCUCCAGACCAGCAGAGGCUGAUCUUUGCCGGAAAGCAGUUGGAAGAUGGGCGCACCCUGUCCGACUACAACAUCCAGAAAGAAUCCACUCUGCACUUGGUCCUGCGUUUAAGGGGCGGUAACUGAACUUGCUCCUGCUAGCAUCUGAAUAAAAAUUUCACUGCACCUUGUUCCAAUAAAGUUGUUGCAUUCACAA